UUUAGUGGUCACGUGAUCUGUGAUGUCAUUACAUGGCGACGAGUUGAAUGCAAUAUCAUCCAGUUCCCUCUAUAUUCGGCUAUUAUUGUCAAUCGGUGUACAUAUUUCGUCUGACUCUUUAGUAUAGUGCAGCCACCAUGAUUAUUACCUUGAAGAAUCUCCAACAACAGACAUUUACCGUCGAAAUAGAUCCGACUCAGACGGUGAAGAACCUUAAAGAUCAGAUUGAGCUGUCGAAGGGCAAAGACUAUGCUGCUGAAAAUCAGAGACUCAUUUAUGCCGGGAAAAUUCUCUCUGAUGAAAGUCAGCUAAAGGAGUACAAUAUUGAUGAAAAAAAAUUCAUAGUGGUAAUGGUCACUAAACCUAAGGCUGCAUCUCAAGCAUCUGCAGGCCCCAGUGACCCUACUGCAACUGCUGCUGGAGAUAGUGACAACAAGGAUAGCAAAGACAGCAAAGACAGUGGAGGACAGUCAUCAUCUGCUUCUCCCACUAGUGCUCAAACUAAUACACCUUCAACAGGUGGAUCAUCUUCGACCACAGGUAGCACUUCAGCUCCUACAGCCACAAUAACAUCGGCUGAAUCUGCCCUGCUUGUUGGUGAUGCUUACAAUCAAAUGGUGCAAAAUAUAGUAGAUAUGGGAUAUGAUAGAGAUCAGGUAGAGCAAGCUCUGCGAGCAUCUUUCAACAACCCUGAUAGAGCAGUUGAAUAUCUCAUAAAUGGUAUUCCGGCCCAAGCUUUGGAUGCUGUUCCUCAGGAUGCAGGUCAAGAUGAUGCUGAUCCAGACCCAGCACCACCUUCCUCUCCAGCAGGUACAGAUGAACCUUUGGCAUUCCUGCGGUCACAGCCACAGUUCCAACAAAUGCGCCAGAUUAUCCAGUCAAACCCUCAGCUUCUAAACACAGUGCUGCAACAGAUUGGUCAGACAAACCCUGCACUCCUCCAGCUUAUCUCCCAAAAUCAAGAGGCUUUUGUGAAUAUGCUCAAUGAACCUGCAGGGAGCGCACCUGCGGCGCCCUCAGAUGGAUCUGGUAGUGCUAAUGAGCCUGCAGUACCAGCUGCUGGCAGGGGUGGUGGGGGAAGAGGGGGCAAUGCAUUUGAAGAUGCACCCGGUGUCAUUCAAAUUUCUGCUCAGGACAGGGAAGCAAUUGAGAGGUUAAAGGCCUUAGGGUUCCCAGAACACCUUGUAAUUCAAGCAUACUUCGCCUGUGAGAAAAACGAAAAUUUGGCUGCAAAUUUUUUACUUUCACAGAAUAUGGACGACUGAUCAAUAACCACAAAAUUUGUUUGCCAUUUAUAUUUUACCGAAUUUCUCAGUUCUUCAAUACUUGAAACUAUCUUAGUCAUUUUCCCUUAGUUUUCCUACAGUGAAGCAGAUUUAUUGGGCUGUGUUUAACUGACAAAUUAUGUGACAAAUCAGAUGAAAGCGGCAAAUCUGUCAACUUUGUAUGAAUUUCAUCAUUGUUUUCUUCAUAAUAUCCCAGUGUUUAAUGUAAUUUCCUUCACUGGUGCCACACUGCAGUCUUUCCCUAUUCAAUCUGUUUCGUCACAUAUCUUAAUAAAUUAAUAAGGUUUGUUUUUUAAUUCUAUGAUUAAUUUCUUUCUGUUGUGUGUAAUAAUUCAAUUGUAUUCACAUGCUCUAUGGUUGACACAACUUGCUGCCUUAAAUGACUGCUGGUAUGUCAUCCUCUACUGAUGUUAGUGUAGGUGUGUACUGAAGAAACUAUCCUGUUAAGUCUGUAAAAUUUUGUAUAUAAUACCAUGACAGUGGUUCUUACAGUCUAGCCAAAGUUAUUGUGCCUUAGCACUAAACUGGAAAAGUCACUGAAGUACUAAGGACAAAUGGAGGCAAAGCAAACGUAACAUACAUCUUGGAAACAUUACCCUGAUUAAGAAUUGUCUUACCAAUGAAAAACAAAUUAAAUCUGCGUGGUGUUUCUUUACAUGAACAUUAACAUACAUGCAUUAUUAUCAAGAACGAUAUUAGCUAGGAAUUUCAUUGAAUUAAGAGGUGUACCUGGCUGGGCUGUAAGUCUGUGUAAAAUUGUUUAGCAUUAAUAUUAAAGAGUAUGUUAUGUCAUUUUGCUACAAGUCUGUUUUAUAAGCCAAUGGUUUACCGUUUUAUUAUUUAAUAAACAGGAAAAUUCA
Messenger RNA from Frankliniella occidentalis (western flower thrips), 2146 nucleotides. RefSeq names its product UV excision repair protein RAD23 homolog B (gene Rad23). Gene Ontology annotation, cellular component: nucleoplasm; cytosol. The transcript is spliced from 7 exons. Lineage: Eukaryota; Metazoa; Arthropoda; Insecta; Thysanoptera; Thripidae. The record is from RefSeq and is a predicted model, not a curated record. Gene Ontology annotation, biological process: proteasome-mediated ubiquitin-dependent protein catabolic process; nucleotide-excision repair. Bases 138 to 1265 code for a protein of 375 amino acids. Gene Ontology annotation, molecular function: polyubiquitin modification-dependent protein binding; damaged DNA binding; proteasome binding.